Molecule: messenger RNA, 2269 nt
Organism: Scatophagus argus
Lineage: Eukaryota; Metazoa; Chordata; Actinopteri; Scatophagidae
Gene: ucn1
Product: urotensin 1
Exons: 2
Coding region: 666-1109 (147 amino acids)
Cellular component (GO): extracellular region
Molecular function (GO): hormone activity
Source: RefSeq, a predicted model, not a curated record
GAAGGUAAAUGAACUCUGAUUUAUUGUGUCUUUCCUCUUGUUGCAUGACGUUUGGCUGUAAAGGAUCCACAGAACUUUAAUCGUUCAUUUAUCACUUCAGUCAAACCGAGUUAAAGGUCAAACGUGCCUGAUGUUAAGUCCUUCAGUAUCCUGGAACUGAAUUUCAGGGGGAGAUUUGGUUCACUUUAGUUCUGUUAGUCCUUGAAUGCAGACGCAAACCAGUCUGUGACAUUGAUUAGAACAAAACGUUUCUAAAAGAGCAGAAACACACACAGUACACACAGUACACACAGAACCUUGGAACCUUCUCAAGAAAUCCCCAACCUCAGAGACCCUCCCCUCAAGGCCCCCUGGAGCCCCCGCCUGUGUCCUCUUCUUGGACCCCUGGGACGUCCCUCAUCCUCAUCCUCACAGGAAACAAACCUGAUGAAACGGACCCUCUUAGUUCCCGUCGAUCACCCCCAGCUGUCCCUCGGGACUGCAUCGCCCUGUCGUCUCGAUAGUUGUCCACUUUCCAAACCGAUCUCCGCGCUUGCAUUGACGUCAAAGGAGCGGGCUGGAUGUAUAAAACGCUCCGUCACAGGGACUGUUCAGACUCGGCUCAGACCUGAGACCCCGACCGGUCGACCAGAGUUCAGCUGCAGCACCUGGACAGAGAAAAAGACAUGAAGCCGGUGCCCCUGCUCCUGCUCCUCUCCUCGGUCCUCCUGUCGUCGCACCUCCGCCCCGCCGCCGGCAGACCGCGCAUCCUCCCCGGCUGGCUGGAUGGCAGCGGCCGCCUCCAGGCGCAGCAACUGGACGAAGUGCUCCUCAGAGCGGCCGCCGCCGGGGACAGGACGGCCGCAGAUCUGCUGGGCGGCAACAUCCUGAGGUUUCUCCAAAGAAGAAACCCGGACCUGCUGCGCCUGCUGCCACCAGAGGAGGAGAGCGAGGAGGAGGAGGAGGCUGUGAGGACCACGGCGCAGCUGUUGAAGCGGAGCGACGAGCCGCCGCUGUCCAUCGACCUCACCUUCCACCUGCUGAGGAAUAUGAUCCAAAUGGCCAAGAUGGAGAGCCAGAGGGAGCAGGCUCAGCUCAACCGCAAAGUCCUCGACGAGGUCGGGAAGUAAAGCUCUAAUUUAAACAAAAAAAGCCUAAUUCAAACAGCCCAGUCGCUGUCUAAGUAUUCAAGACCAAUGACAUUAGUUGUUGUUCGUGCGCCUGCCUUCUUCUCCACAUCAUUUUACGCACAGCUGGUGCCAAAUUACGCAUCGCAGCAUCCUCGAGUAAAAAGUAAAUUCUUAAAUGUUGUUUAAAGACUUUGCUGGAAAAUAUGAAAGCGGACUUUCACCCCACUGACUCCCCCUCCAGGUCCCCCCCUCCACCCCCCCACGUACACUGGACGUUUGGAAAUUGUCGGGUAUCACUGGGUUCCACAUCGUUAAUCCGGACACGAGCAGCGCUUUCCUUUGUCAUUUGUCCCUCUGAUCAAAUGUUUCCGAUGCUUGACGUGACAGAUGACGCGUUAGUAAACUAAAAGAAAGAGAAAAGCUGUUGAAAACCUGACUUGUUAGCUGUAAAUAGGCCGCGCAAGGUGCAUUAUGGGUGUUUGACCUGGUGCUGUGAACAAACCUAAAGCCGUGCUCAUACAUGGUCCUAAAAUGACUUAAUGUUCAGAUAACUUCCUUUUCCCCGUAAUGCAGUGGGAGAUCAAAACAAAGGGUACCUUCUGACCUCUGGUUUAUUGAUCACAAUCAGGUAAAUAAAAAUACUAAGUUGCCGUCUACACUUUACCUCCCACUUCUUUUGUUUCAUGCAGUACUAAAAGAGUCAUUUGAGCACUAAAACACUUGUCACAAAGGGUUUCUCCAUGGCACCAGCAGUGGCUCAUACAUAACUGGCCAAGUGAAGGCGUCACUCAGCCCAAAAAUGAAGAAGAGGUCUGCAGCAUGUGAGGUGAAGAGGCAGAAGAGUUCAGCUCUCUGCUCUGUUUCUGACUGGUGAUGGUUGAAAAGAAUCCGAGGUGGGAGAUUUGUUUUCCGUCCUGGGCCGUCAGCUCUCAGCUUCCUGUCGUCCUCUCCUGUCCCUUUGGUUUCAGUGGGUUUCACUAUCAGCUGUACUGUAUCUACUGUAGCAUGCUCACCUACAAAAACGCAAAAAAAAAGCAAAAAAAAGCUUUAUUUUACUGUCCUGUCUGACUCUGACCACGUUGUCUUUGUUUUAGCAAAAGAAGAAAAAGCUUUUUUGCUCUUUAUAUUUUGUAAUAAAAAAAGUUUGAAGUAAAACAAAA